Messenger RNA from Fonsecaea multimorphosa CBS 102226, 1569 nucleotides. RefSeq lists its product as uncharacterized. The record is from RefSeq and is a predicted model, not a curated record. Lineage: Eukaryota; Fungi; Ascomycota; Eurotiomycetes; Chaetothyriales; Herpotrichiellaceae. The transcript is spliced from 2 exons. Bases 1 to 1569 code for a protein of 522 amino acids. Gene Ontology annotation, cellular component: mitochondrion. Gene Ontology annotation, biological process: L-valine catabolic process. Gene Ontology annotation, molecular function: 3-hydroxyisobutyryl-CoA hydrolase activity.
AUGAAAGCCUGCUGUGCGAAAUACGCGGCCUCUCUUGUCGCACCCGGUACUGCUGCCAGAACAGCGGCCUUUGCCGCGAGGUCCAGAGCUCCAUUUUCUCCAUUGGCACUGGGCCGUCGAACAAUGUCUUCUACAGUCGUCAAGUAUGGCGCAAUGCCGAAAGAGCUUCCCACAGACGAUCCUGACGACGUCCUGUUCAAUUCCCUCUACGGUGUGCGAACCAUCGAAUUGAAUCGACCCAAGAAGCUCAACUCGCUCAACGGAUCGAUGGCGAGAAAAAUACUACCUCGCCUCCGGGAGUGGGAAAAGUCGCAAAUGGCCAAUGUCAUUCUGAUCAGUGGUGCUGGCCCGAAAGCUUUCUGCGCAGGAGGUGACGUUGCGGAACUUGCGCUACAGAACAAAGAGGGACCCGAAGGUCAAAAGAAGUCUUCGGACUACUUUGCUCUUGAAUACCAAUUGGACCACCUGAUUGCCACAUACAGCAAGCCAUACAUAGCCAUCAUGGACGGUAUAACAAUGGGCGGUGGUGUUGGUCUCUCGGUCCAUGCGCCCUUCCGGAUUGCUACUGAAAAGACCGUUUUUGCGAUGCCUGAAACAACCAUUGGUUUCUUCCCUGACGUUGGUGGGAGUUUCUUUUUGCCUCGUCUGGAUGGCGAGAUUGGCACAUAUCUAUCACUGACCUCCGAACGACUCCAUGGCGUGCAGACCUUCUACGCUGGCAUUGCCACGCAUUACGUUGACAGCUCUGUGUUGGCACAAAUGACCACCCGGCUUUCCGAGCUCGUCUUCAAAGAUUACGCGGACCUGAACGAGCGACUGCAGCUUAUCGACUCCACGAUCUCUGAGUUUUCGAGUAGUCUACCCUCACCCGAUUCCUACGAAGCUGCCAAGAAUGGCAACCUCACCGGCGACUUGCGGGAAGCUGUCGAUCGAGUUUUCAAGUACAACACAAUAGAGGAGAUAUUGGCCGCUCUCCAAAAGGAAACGGAAUCUUCCAACGAGAGGAUUGCCGAAUGGGCCAAGGCAACCCAAAAGACCAUCGCUAUCCGAUCACCCACGAGUCUGCGUGUCACGCUACGUCAGCUCAGAGAAGGGAAGCACUGGAAUAUCUCCGAGACCUUCAUCAAAGAACACAAGAUGGCUAGCAGAUUCAUGGCACACCCCGACUUUGUUGAGGGCGUCUCUGCACGCCUGAUCAACAAACCGCCAACGAAGCCCGUGUGGAAACCUGCCAAGUUAGAGGAUGUCUCGACGGCAGAUGUGGAUGAAUUCUUUGCCACGCCCACAGAGCAGGAGGCCCUGAAGUUGGUGGAGCCUCACCAAGGAGCACUGAAUCAGCAUUACACAGACUACCCGCACGCCAAAUUUGCUUUACCUCGGGAGUCAGAUAUUGAGGCUGUUAUCAAGGAUCUGGGCAAGGAAGGCUCCAAGAGGGUUAUUGAUGAGGUUUUGAGGCAAUGGAAGAACAAAGCCGGCGUGAGGGAGAAAGUCCAAGACGUCAUUGCACGCAAGACUGUCUCCAGCGACGGAAAAGCGCUUCGCUGGAAGGGUGAAAGUGCCCGUUUAUAG